GGGCCUAGGCGCAGACGCACUAAGCCUAAGCAGCCGGUGAUGGCGGCAGCGGCGGCUGUGGCUGCGGCGGGUCCGGGCCCAUGAGGCGACGACGGAGGCGGGACGGCUUUUACCCAGCGCCUGACUUCCGAGACAGGGAAGCUGAGGACAUGGCAGGAGUGUUUGACAUAGACCUGGACCAGCCAGAGGACGCAGGCUCUGAGGAUGAGCUGGAGGAGGGGGGUCAGUUAAAUGAAAGCAUGGACCAUGGGGGAGUUGGACCAUAUGAACUUGGCAUGGAACAUUGUGAGAAAUUUGAAAUCUCAGAAACUAGUGUGAACAGAGGGCCAGAAAAAAUCAGACCAGAAUGUUUUGAGCUACUUCGGGUACUUGGUAAAGGGGGCUAUGGAAAGGUUUUUCAAGUACGAAAAGUAACAGGAGCAAAUACUGGGAAAAUAUUUGCCAUGAAGGUGCUUAAAAAGGCAAUGAUAGUAAGAAAUGCUAAAGAUACAGCUCAUACAAAAGCAGAACGGAAUAUUCUGGAGGAAGUAAAGCAUCCCUUCAUUGUGGAUUUAAUUUAUGCCUUUCAGACCGGUGGAAAACUCUACCUCAUCCUUGAGUAUCUCAGUGGAGGAGAACUAUUUAUGCAGUUAGAAAGAGAGGGAAUAUUUAUGGAAGACACAGCUUGCUUUUACUUGGCAGAAAUCUCCAUGGCUUUGGGGCAUUUACAUCAAAAGGGAAUCAUCUACAGAGACCUGAAGCCGGAGAACAUCAUGCUUAAUCACCAAGGUCAUGUGAAAUUAACAGACUUUGGACUAUGCAAAGAAUCUAUUCAUGAUGGAACAGUCACACACACAUUUUGUGGAACAAUAGAAUACAUGGCCCCUGAAAUCUUGAUGAGAAGUGGCCACAAUCGUGCUGUGGAUUGGUGGAGUUUGGGAGCAUUAAUGUAUGACAUGCUGACUGGAGCACCUCCAUUCACUGGGGAGAAUAGAAAGAAAACAAUUGACAAAAUCCUCAAAUGUAAACUCAAUUUGCCUCCCUACCUCACACAAGAAGCCAGAGAUUUGCUUAAAAAGCUGCUGAAAAGAAAUGCUGCUUCUCGACUUGGAGCUGGUCCUGGGGACGCUGGAGAAGUUCAAGCUCAUCCAUUCUUCCGACAUAUUAAUUGGGAAGAACUUCUGGCUCGGAAGGUGGAGCCUCCCUUUAAACCUCUGUUGCAAUCCGAAGAGGAUGUGAGUCAGUUUGAUUCAAAGUUUACACGUCAGACACCUGUUGACAGCCCAGAUGACUCAACUCUCAGUGAAAGUGCCAACCAGGUCUUUCUGGGUUUUACAUAUGUGGCUCCAUCUGUACUUGAAAGUGUGAAAGAAAAGUUUUCUUUUGAACCAAAAAUUCGAUCACCACGAAGAUUUAUUGGCAGCCCAAGAACACCUGUCAGCCCCGUCAAAUUUUCUCCUGGGGAUUUCUGGGCAAGAGGUGCUUCAGCCAGCACAGCAAAUCCUCAGACGCCUGUGGAAUACCCAAUGGAAACAAGUGGAAUAGAGCAGAUGGAUGUGACAAUGAGUGGGGAAGCGUCAGCACCACUUCCAAUACGACAGCCGAACUCCGGGCCAUACAAAAAACAAGCUUUUCCCAUGAUCUCCAAACGGCCAGAGCACCUGCGAAUGAAUCUAUGACAAAGCAAUGCUUUAAUUAAUUUGAGGCAAAAACAAAAAAAGCAGGGGAAAAGGGAUGUGUGAGCAUCCUGCAAGAUGAAACAAGAAGAAUUAAAAAUGACAGUCUCAAAGAGUCAGUGUCAUUUCCUGGAAUGCUUUGGACAAAGGAAAAACAAACAUGGAUUUUUAAAAAUCAAUCAAUGGUGCAAACAAAAAAACUUGAGCAAAAUAGUAUUUCAGAACUCUUAGGCACAUCAAUUAAUUGGUUCCUAGCAACAUCUCAACCUUAUCAAGGAUUUUCACGUUGAUGGCUGGAAACUGACAGUAUUAAGAAUAGGAUGUUGCUUCUGAAUCACUGUCAAAUUCUGAUUGUGUCGGAGAAGGGUUUUCCUUUCAUUAGGCAAAGUAUGAAAUUGCCUAUAAUACUUGCAACUAAGGACAAAUUAGCAUGCAAGCUUGGUCAAACUUUUUCCAACAACAUGGAAUCAAAGACAGACUUAUCAAUUGAUGUUUUACGUGCAAACAACCUGAAUCUUUUUUUUAUAUAAAUAUAUAUUUUUCAAAUAGAUUUUUGAUUCAGCUCAUUAUGGAAAACAUCCCAAACUUUAAAAUGCGAAAUUAUUGGUGGUGUGAAGAAAGCCAGACAGCUUGUUUCUUCUCUUGAUGAAAUAAAAAAAUGCAAAUGAAUCAUUGUUAACCACAGCUGUGGCUCCUUUGAGGGCUUGGGGUGGACCUGGGGUUUAUUUUUAGUAACCCAGCUGCAAUACCUGUCUGUAAUACUAGGAAAACAACAGCAACAAUCUAUUUAAUCAUUUCUACUUGCAGUACUGCUAUGUGCUAAGCUUAACUGGAAGCCUUGGAAUGGGCAUAAAUUGUAUGUCCUACAUUUCAUCCUUGUACUGGGUCUACAUUGCACUGGAAAAAAGUCACCACCUGUUCUUAUACCAGUAUUUGGUUCAAGACACCAAAUGUGUUCAGCCCAUGGCUGAGGAAGGAUGGAAGAGAGUCAGGAUAAAAUGCAUACUGAGGGCAGCAAAAUGGGGAAGAUAGGAAUAUCCAGGGGAAGAGGGUGUUGCCAUGGUCCACUCUCUGUCUAAUCUCUUUAUGGCAAAUUGGUAAAAUUUUAAGUUUUACUUCGUUUUACUGUUUUUGCUGUCUACCUUCUUUAACAUUUUUUUCCUUAACAGUUUUAAAAAGGAAAAAAGGUCUAAUUUUUUUCUCCUAUACUGGGGCUACCUUUUUUGAUUGUAAAAAUACUUGAUGGCCUUUUGAUGAAUGUCUUCCACAGUGAAUAAGAAAACUUAGUGGCUUAAUUUAGGGAACAUGUUAACAGGACAUUGUUUUUGAAUUGUAACAAAAUCUACAUAAGUGAUUUACAGGUACAAAGAAUAAAUAAAGGUGACUUUACCUUUCUUAAAUACUUCCUGCCUUAAAGAGAGCAUUUCCAUGACUUUAGCUGGUCAAAGGGUUUAAUAUCUGCAGAGCUUUAUAAAAAUAUAUUUCAGCUCAUACUGGUAUAAGUAGAUGAUCAUGCAGUUGAGUCUUACCACUUCUUUUUUGUUUGUCUUUUAUAAUGUAUUCAGUCUGAGUGUCAAAGUCAAUUUGUAAUAGUUUGCAACCCUAGAAUUUUUUUAAAUAGAUGCUGCUUGCUAUGUUCUCCAAACCUUUUUGAGCCAUAGGAUCCAAGCCAUAAAAUUCUUUAUGCGUGUUGAAUUCAGUCAGAAAAGAGAAAAACUUUGCUUAUUUAAAUUGCAACUCAAGUGAGAUGUGAUGACAGUAAGCAAAAGAGAACCAUGAAAAAUGAUUGGAAAUAUACCUUUCAAUUGUGGCAAUAAGGAAAGAAUUGAUAAAAGUUCAUCUUUGGACAGAAAACCAUUAAAACAAACAAACAAACAAAAAAAUCCCUGUACCCCACCCUCUUACUGCAGCAGCCUACUAAGAAUUUUAUAAUUGUAACUGGUAAAUUAGAAGCUACACGAUGAUUAAGGGCAGAAAUUGUACUUAAAAAGUGCAGAUCUUUGUUCUCUGACAAUUGUGAUGUCUGGAAAAAACAAAUCCAAAAAGCUAUGGUGACAUGUAUAGGUAUUAUUUCAGACUGUAAAUGGCUUGUGCUACCCUGAUAACUUGUUUUCAAAUGUGUUUACUAACUGUAGUGUUGACUGCCUGACCAAAUUCCAGUGAAACUUUUACACCAAAAUAUUCCUCCUCAGUCCUAUCUGCUAGUAACAUGUGCACUGUGAUUGGCUGGCUAUAACACCCUAUAGUUAAUCUGUUUUCAUAAUUAGUAGUGCCAGCAAUAGGGGCGAACGCUGCAACUUUUUUGCAUAAAAAGCAUUAAUUGCACACUUACCAUCCACACAGAUAUUUAGUUUUUCUAACUUAACAUUUAUUAAGUGAAAUUAAUUUCCCAUGCUGUGUCAAGUUUAUUGAGAAAUUGUGUUGCAUAAAGUGGAUACCCCUACUAUGACUGUGAAAACAUGUCAAGUGUCACAUUAGUGCCACAGACAGAAAGCACACACCUAUGCAAUAUGGCGUACCCUAUAUUUAUUUGUAAAAAUUUAAGCAUAGUUUAAAAUAUAUGAUGUCAAUAUUACUAGUCUUGAGUUUCUAAGAUAGUUCUUUAUGGUUAUUCCAGGUAAGUGUAUAAAAAUGAUUAAGUGCUUUUCUUUCAUCACUUGAUUAUUUUCUUUACAAUCAGCUAUUAUGGGAUUUUUUUUUAUUUUAUACAUGCAGUUUUUUAAUUAAAAUGUAAUCACUGAACUGAAGUUUACUAAUUUGAUUUUAUAAGGUUUGUAGCAUUACAGAAUAACUAAACUGGGAUUUGUAAACCAGCUGUGAUUAACAAUGUAAAGUAUUAAUUAUUGAACUUGAACCAGAUUUUUAGGAAAAUUAUGUUAUUUAUUUCUUUUUCCCCUUUAUGGUCUUAAAUAAUUUGAAUCUUUCAAGGAUUUUUCCAUACUGUUUUCAAGAUAGAAGAUAAUUUGACAGGUGGGGGAGAAGGAUGCAUGUUUGAGACUCCAUAAAUUCAACAUUCUUUUCAAUAGGUAAUAAAUGAUUAUAAACAAGAUGCAUCUUAGAUAGUAUUAAUAUCCUAAGCCUUGGAUUUCAUAUUUAAUAUAGGACCUUACUUUUCUGAAUAUUCAGCUAGUCAUAUGGUUCCUAGUUUACAAGGGCUUGAUCUAAGAUUAUCCCCAUGAAAAAUGUUGAAUUUAUGAAGAAUGGACUUUGAAACUUUGAAAAUGGUUAACUUCUCAAAUAAAAAUAUCAAUAUCCAAA
Molecule: messenger RNA, 4913 nt
Organism: Marmota monax (woodchuck)
Lineage: Eukaryota; Metazoa; Chordata; Mammalia; Rodentia; Sciuridae
Gene: Rps6kb1
Product: ribosomal protein S6 kinase B1
Exons: 15
Coding region: 81-1658 (525 amino acids)
Biological process (GO): signal transduction; cellular response to insulin stimulus; protein phosphorylation
Molecular function (GO): protein serine/threonine kinase activity; ATP binding
Source: RefSeq, a predicted model, not a curated record